GCGGCAAGCUGUUCUUGUUUUACAACCAUAACCACACACCCCCAUCCGCAAUCCGAAAGCGACAUCACUGGCGCUCAUAUGCGUCAUACACACUAUGGGCUGUAAUCUCUUCACCUUUGCUAAACCUCACAGCCUCCGCUCACCAACACAGAUAAGGGUGUGCUGCGGAAAGCUUCAGGGCGAAAGAAUAUCGCGCGCUGCGAUUCUUUCAUACGACAAAUCAUCCAACGAGAACUACAUAUCUCAUCGGCUCGUUUCAAACGUCCUUCGCGAGGACACCCAGCCAUUCGAUAAAGACGCAACGAUACGUAUACGGACACAGAUGCAUAGCGAAGAAGCGGAAGGGUAUGUUGAUCUCUACUGGUACUUGGAGCACGACCCAGAGCAUCAGCAUAACACACGGUUCCUCGUAACCAAGACAGACGACCCACCAUAUGAUGCUGUGUUGGGCAAGGCAGACGCGAGACGAUACGGUCUGGCGACCCGACAGGGCAGACGAUGACGAUAGAACAGACAGACUCUUGACUGUUUUAUCUAAUAUUUUACAAGGGAUUUUUUUCGGACACUGUGUCUUCAAAGAAGACUUAUUCCAGUCAUUACAGCCUUUUCUAGUGAGGUCGCAAAUUUCCUACCCAUAAUGUACCAUAAUGUCACUCAUUUUCGAUAGUAGGUAUCUAGAGUUAUGUUCAGUUAUUUAGUCUUGGUAAUCUAUCGCAAAUUCGGUACAGGCAUCUUUUC
Messenger RNA from Pyrenophora tritici-repentis Pt-1C-BFP, 738 nucleotides. RefSeq lists its product as uncharacterized. The record is from RefSeq and is a predicted model, not a curated record. NCBI's taxonomy places the organism in Eukaryota, Fungi, Ascomycota, Dothideomycetes, Pleosporales, Pleosporaceae.